AUGGGAGAACAGUUUGAAUUGCCUCAAGGAUUGGCUGAAAAUGCUGAUAUUUUUAAAGAAUUUUUUAGCAUAUCUACAUGGCAAAGUUUAAGUCCAUCUGAUCAAGCCCAUUUGCAGCAAUUCUUGCCAUCAUUUCCUGAAAAUGAUUCCUAUGAAAAAAAUGUGACACUAAAACGUUUAUUUAACAGAGAAAACUUCAAAUUUGGAUCUCCAUUAGUAACAUUUUUUAAUAAUUUACAAAAUGGUCAUUUUAGACCAGACAUAGCUCAUUUAAGAUGUUUAAUGAAAAAAGCAGAAAGGAGGCAGUAUAGGGAGCAGAGGAAGAGACAUUGCUUUGAGCUUUUAAAGGAAGUAAUAGUUGGUCGAAGGGAGGUAUUAGAAGCAGCAUAUAAUUCACCUUUGGGACCUGUUAAAAUUCCUAAAAACUAUUACAGUAACAAUCCAGCAGUAGAUCCAGUACUUCAGAGAGUUAAAAAAAGAUAUUUCCAAGAAUUAUCUGCUGUAAGAAGUGAAGUUGGUGAAUAUUCUCAAAGUUCAGAGGAUGAAAACUAUCAAGAUGGAGCUCCUAGAACAUUAAGUAAAAAACAAAAACAAAAAUUAAACAUUUUGGAAAGUAGCCUAAUGUCUACCGGUAUGAACAUGGUAGUGUCUACAAUGUCUACUAAACCUAAUGGAUUUGAUCUCGAGUCCAAUGUCACAAUAACUUCUAAUCCAUAUGAAAUUAAUGAAGAACAGUUUAGGAAAAUGCUUUUUAAUCACAAAAAGCGACGAAUGAACAAUGAAAAACACAUAGAGUUAAAUACAUCUGGAAUAACAUUAAAUGAUGUAGCUCUUCGUACUCAAUUCGGUCAAAAACGUUUAUUAGCAAAACCAAACGGCAACGGUUUAGGAAAUAUUGGUUAUUCUGAUAAACAUAAAAAAAAAAGUAGUAGUAAUAAUAAUAAUGGCUUUGGACAAAAACUAAAGGAAAGUCUAGAUAUUUCUUCAUCCUCAAUAAAAAGAGCCAAAAAGCAAGAAAUCGAAGUAGAUGGGGACACUAAAUCAGACGAAUCAACCGAUGAUGAAGUUUCAUCGACGGUCAUGAUGAGUGAAUCCGAAAAAAACAUAGAUAUAGAAUACAGUAGUCCCACUAAUAUUUCUCAAAGCCAAAAAUUGUUAGGAAAACAAAAUUCUGAUCAUAAAUUUCAAAAAAGUUUUAUCUCCGGAUCAGAAAUAGGUUCCAUAGAAAAAAUGGAGAAAAACGAUACUUCGAAUUUAAGUCUACCAUUAGAAGAAGACAAUGACUUAAAAUACAGACGUACAUCUGAACUUGUUCAAGAUACUCAUGUAAGUUUUUUUUCUUUACUGCGAGACAUUAUUUGUUCAUCACCUAAUCAUAGAAUGACUCUUGAUAAAAUUGAACAUCAUUUAAAAUCCUGGGAAUUAAAUCCAAUUUCUCCACUCAAUGAUUGGUUUACGUUGGUGGAUGAACCUUGGACUUCUUUAUUAGAAUCCGCACUUAGUUUUUUAUCUGCUGAUUAUCCUGAUUUACAACCUGAUGAUUUUGUGCCCUAUAUAGAAUAUAAAUCUCAAAUUCAAUCUUAUCAGUGGAUUGGAGCCGGUCGAGAUUCAGAUUCACAUUUACUUAAUUUGUGUUCUCACUGGCUCGAUCGAAAGGACGAUGUUUAUCAUUCAAAUUUAUUAGGGGAAAAUAGUAGAAAUCAAGAGGAAGUCGUGGGAGAAUGUUUAGAAGAAGUAGAGGAACCGAAGGGAGAAGUUCCCAAUGAUUUUGUUCCUCCUCCAAGAUGUCCCACCAAUUGGACGGUCAGGCUGUCAACCGAAGAGGAAAGAAGAAUUUUUCAGAUUCAAGAAUUGGAGAGAUUUGAGAAUCCACAUAAAGCCUUUACCUAUAGAAUGCACGGCUAUGAAAGUGUUGUUGGACCAGUUAAAGGAAUUUAUAUCACCCAAACAUCCAGUUCAGUUUUAAAACCAAGAGGCCACAAUCUUUUAGCUGUGAAUAGGCCAAGUUAUGUCACUAUUUUAGCUUUAGUACGAGACGCUGCAGCCAGAUUACCAAACGGCGAAGGAACGCGAGCGGAUAUAUGUACUCUUAUUCGGGACAGUCAAUACCUGGAUUUAUCAGAAGCUGCCGAAAAUACAUUGCAGAGUGUGGUGUCUGGUGCAUUAGAUCGUCUUCAUUACGAAGUAGACGCAUGUGUUAAAUUUGACACAAAAAGAAAGCUAUGGAUUUAUUUGCAUAGGCGACGAUCAGAAGCAGAAAUGGAAAAAAUUCAUCAGCAGUAUCAAGGUGUUGCAAAAACAUUAAAAAAACCACCCCGAAAAAGAACUAUUAAAAAACCCGAUAGUGUGGAAAGCAAAGACAAAGAUAGUUUAAUUAAAGAAGGUGGAGAUAAAAGAAAAGCAAAAACAAAGCAAAAUAUGGUCGUGCAGCCAAUGUUAAAAAAUGUCGAUACUCAAGUAUUUCAAAAUGUGACAGCUGAUACCAAGUUUGUGGAUAAACAACAAAAGGAAACGCUGUCGGAAACACAGGUUGAAGAUUUCAUGGUCAUGGAAAGUCAAGUUCUGGAAGAUUUGAUGAGUCUUAGUUGCGAGACUUUCAAAACUUCUGGAGAACCGGAUCAUUCUGCCGUGAAACAAGAAAAAACUGAUAUAGAAUUAGAGAGCAGUGAAACCAAAAUAAAGACCAUUUCAAAUAAAAUGCCCGGACAAUCUUUGCUUAAUCAGGAUUUUAUAAACAAAAGUACAUUGGUUCAGGGGAAUAAUUUAAGAGUUUUAAAAGCAAAACAAACGAAACCAGGAGUUUUAAAUUUGGUGUCAACUGGAGACAAACUACAGCAAUCAGACGGGCAAGCAGUUAUUGGUCACAUUUUGAAAUCGGACAACAGACCACAAGAAAUAGUUACAACGGCGGGGAAAAAAAUUAUUAUUCAAACUAGUUUUGCAGGUGGAAGAACUCCUGUAAAAUUUGUUACGGCCAAUACAAAUCAAUUGGGAAGAAAAAUUAUAACAACAAAACAAACGUCACCUCAAAUUCAACGCAUUACACCUAGUUUAUCUAAAGUCACAAAUACAUCGCAACAACAAAUUAGAACCGUAGGAAAUCAACAACAAGAUGGAGCUUUGCAUGGUGUAGUCAAAACAACUCCGGCAACUCAAUUCGUUCAAAAUUCUGGCAUUGUGACCGCUCACGUUAAAGGAUUAUCGACAGGAACUCAAUUUUUAACGGCCACCGGUCAAAAAGUGCAAAUAAUUGCUGGUUCUCAAAAUUUAGGUCAAAUUCAAAGUAUACAUCUUGGUGGGGGUCAGAAUAUUUUAGCACAAAACGUUCAUUCUACUUCAAGUAAUAUCAAUGCACAAACUGCCAACCUCAUCGGUAACAUUCAGCAAGUUCAAUUAUUGACAUCAGCUGGUCAAAUAAUUACCAAAGCUUUACCAAUAUCAAACGCAACCGAAGAAAAAACAUCGGAAGCGGUAAAAAUUUCGUCUCCAACUUUAAAAGUUGGGUCUUCUACAGUUCCUAAUAUUUCAACUGUAAGAAAUGCUAUCACUGGUCAGCAGCUUCAAAUGACAAUAACAAAACCUACGGGAGGGAAAACAAUUAAAAAUGUUAAAAUGGUAACUUGUCAACCUUCCGUUUCUGAUAGUGCAAAAUCAAUGUCACUACUAACGACGAGUCAGCAAAAAAAUACGAAUGAGAAAAAAGAAGUCAAAGAACAAAAAAUAAUCGUUCAAAAAACCUCGGCCGGUAUGGCUGGGAAAAUAGGAACCCAAUUAUUAAAUGUUUCUAGUGUUCAAUUAUUAAAUCCGCGAACGAACCAGGGUCAAAUACAAACGAUCACAAAGCCUAUAAUUACUAAAAAUAAUGCUCCUAUUUUGACAGGCGUCAAACUUGUUAACACACAACAAGGCGUAAAAAUGGUAGCAACUUCCUCUACCGUGGUACAAAAUGCGAUACAACCUGCGAAACCCGUAACUCAUAUAUCAAAACUUACGUCAAACACCAAUCAAAAUUCUGCAAGUACAAAUAAAGGUCAAAACAGGCCGGCUCAAAUAAUUUCAAUGGAAAGUACGGCAAGUUUAAUACAGAUACCUUCUUCUACCGACGGAGUUCCUCAGUUUGCUGUUGUUUCUCAAGGAAAUGUGAUCUCGGUAGCUGGGCAACCACGCGUUAUUCAAACACAGCAAAUAACCAACGCAUCUCAAAGUCAAACUCAUUUAGCAACAUCGACGGCAACAAUCAAUCAAGGGAAAGCUAUCAUUAACAAAAAUACUACUACUCCGGCUGGUACUGGGGUGAGAGUUAGCGGAGCAGUUAAUUUAGCUACCAUUGCUGGAAAACCAAUGAUAUUGACGAGCGGAUCCAAAACUCAAGGCCAACAUCCCAACGUCAUACUUACUUCCCAGAAUCCCGGGAACAAUCAAGCAAUUGUUUUAACUCAGGGAAACGUGAGAACUCAAAACAAUUCAGGCACCGUUACUCUUGUUCAACAGGGCACAACACAGCAAAUACUUCUUCCGGCAGGUUUUCAAGGAGGUACAAUAAAUUUAAAAUCACUUCCCGGAGUCAAAGUCAUACCGUUUACGGGAACGACUCAAAAAGGAAGACAACAAGUUUACGCCAGGAUCGUUAAAACUAGUAAUCAAAAUAGUCCGCAGCCAGGCACAGAUAAUUCUGUCGAUGAACAAUGA
Pediculus humanus corporis (human body louse) is the source of this 4689-nucleotide messenger RNA. Its product is annotated as nfrkb, putative. Lineage: Eukaryota; Metazoa; Arthropoda; Insecta; Psocodea; Pediculidae. Bases 1 to 4689 code for a protein of 1562 amino acids. Gene Ontology annotation, cellular component: Ino80 complex. Gene Ontology annotation, molecular function: protease binding. The record is from RefSeq and is a predicted model, not a curated record. The transcript is spliced from 17 exons.